Messenger RNA from Lachancea nothofagi CBS 11611, 2448 nucleotides. NCBI's taxonomy places the organism in Eukaryota, Fungi, Ascomycota, Saccharomycetes, Saccharomycetales, Saccharomycetaceae. The record is from the annotation of a GenBank genome assembly.
AUGAAUUUGAAAGUGUCAGCUUCGAAGGCAUUUGGUGCCGACACGCUAUCAACGAUGUUCAAAAUGCGAAUGUUACGUCUAGAAAUCGGAAGGCGGUCUUUUUCGUCGAAAACGGACGUUUCCGCGCUGAGAAAUAUUGGCAUUAUAGCCCACAUUGAUGCUGGAAAGACCACAACUACUGAACGCAUGUUAUAUUUCAGUGGAAAGACAAAGAGGAUUGGCAAUGUAGAUGAAGGUGAUACGAUAACAGACUUUUUACCACAAGAACGAUCGAGGGGAAUCACCAUUCAAAGUGCAGCGAUCUCAUUUAGUUGGCAAAAUAAAUUCAGGAUCAACCUAAUUGACACUCCGGGCCACGCAGAUUUUACUUUUGAGGUAAUAAGGUCCCUGAAAGUUUUAGAUGGCUGCGUGACAAUUCUGGAUGCGGUUGCUGGCGUCGAGGCUCAGACUGAAAAGGUUUGGAAGCAGGCCAAAGGCAUCCCAAAGAUAUGUUUUAUCAACAAAAUGGAUCGCGCAGGCGCUGGGUUUAGCCGUACCACAAAGGAGCUUAUAGCAAAGCUGAACACACGAGUUCUACUUUUAAAUGUUCCAGUAUUCGCUAACACUUCAGGUCCUGGAGAACCCGUUUUCGAGGGUGUGCUAGAUGUAGUAAAUAAGAAGGUUUUGAGAUGGACUCCGCAAGAUCCAGAACGGGUAUCAGUUGAAGAUAUUAUAUGCAAUUCUUACUAUUGGAAUGAUUUAGUGAAGCUAAGAGAGUGCUUGGUCGAAACAUUGAGCGAGUUUGAUGAAGAAUUGGUUGAGUAUUUUCUAGAUACCGCUAAUGGCGACUACAUGAUCGUUCCUCCCGAGUUGAUUAAUAAGUCUGUUAAAAAAUCGUUGUUGGCCAACUAUGCUGUGCCGGUUUUGUGUGGUGCUUCAUUCCGUAACAUUGGCGUGCAGCCUUUACUAGACGCAGUUGUCAACUACCUCCCUUCUCCACUCGAAGCAAAACUUCCCGAGUUCAAUACUAAUGUUCCAGUGGAAGUCAAUAAGAAAGAAGGAUCUGUUAUUAACAACAACAAAAAUCUUUGUGUUGCACAGGCCUUUAAGGUAAUCACUGAUCCUAUUCGGGGCAUUAUGGUCUAUGUUAGGGUUUAUUCUGGAUGUUUGAACAGUGGCUUCACCGUUUACAACUCUACGACUGGUGCCAAAUUUAAGAUCGGUAAACUGGUUAUAAUGCACGCCAACGUAGCAGAAGAAGUAAAGCAACUUAAAUGCGGAGAGAUUGGUGUUUUGACAGGCUCUACUGUAUCAGAAAACGUUAGGACAGGCGACACUAUCAUCACGCAUAGUAUGAAGAAAGACGGCCUGAAAUCCUUAAACAGAGUAAAAGAAUUGGGGCUGAAAAUUAAUCCUAUCGAGACACCACCGCCUGUAUUUAGCGUUGCCGUUGAACCUAGAACUCUAGGAAACAAAAAGUUAAUGGAAGAGUCAAUUGCAACUAUCAUAAGAGAAGAUCCAAGUCUUCAUGUGAAUGUGGAUGAGGAGACUGGCCAGACUCUUUUGAGUGGGAUGGGCCAAUUACACCUGGAGAUAGCUAAAGACAGGCUACUCAACGAGCUCAAGGCAGAGGUGGAGGUUGGAAAAGUUAUGGUUUCGUUCAAGGAAACAUUAAAUGCGUGCACGAAGCAAAGCGUUUUGCAAACCGAAGAUGGUUACAGGUUCUCAAUAAGCGUGGAACCAUUAGAUGUAGCCAUGGCGGCUAAGAGCUCUGACGAAGAUUGGCACUACCUUUCAACUGACAAUAAUUACUUGAUCCUCGAAAAGUCACCCGCGUGUGCCGGAAACUGGCCAUACCAAAUAUCAUAUGAACAGAUUGUCAAUGCUGUUAUAUCAAGCAGCAUUGUAGCUCUGCAAAAAAGUGGGAAAAUUGCCAAUUUUCCGUUGCAUUCAUGUGCUGUCAGGAUAAAGAACGACUGGAGCAUACCGCUCGAUGCCACAUCUGUGUCUCAAACUCUUGCGCUGUCUCGAGGUUUGAUUUUUGAAGCGUUAAGAGAGCUUCCAGACACUGCCUUCGCAGUGUUAGAACCAAUCAUGCAUAUUAACGUCACAGUGAAGCAGAGCGAUAUGGGCCAUGUUCUGCAGGAUUUAACGGGCGCCCGCAAAGCUAACAUAUUAUCCAUAGAUGAUGAGCACGAUCUCACUAGCGGCGAGAACGCUGACAUACAGUAUCAAAGGCUAGCCGAGGAUCAAUUUUUACCAAUGGAUGCCACGCUGGGCCUAGCAAAUAUAUCGAGUGGUGCGACAGUAAAUAAGACCAUUCGAGCUUUAGUGCCCCUGAAAGAGAUAGUUUCGUACAUGAGUAAACUCCGGAGCUUAACAAAAGGCAGAGGCAGCUACACCAUGAACUAUCAUGGAAUGGAAAAAGUCACAAGUGAUCGUCUACCUAGCAUUUUAGAGGAAUUCUGA